This is a messenger RNA of Epithele typhae, 1026 nucleotides long. RefSeq names its product YIF1-domain-containing protein. The transcript is spliced from 6 exons. Gene Ontology annotation, cellular component: COPII-coated ER to Golgi transport vesicle; Golgi membrane; endoplasmic reticulum membrane. The record is from RefSeq and is a predicted model, not a curated record. NCBI's taxonomy places the organism in Eukaryota, Fungi, Basidiomycota, Agaricomycetes, Polyporales, Epitheliaceae. Bases 1 to 1026 code for a protein of 341 amino acids. Gene Ontology annotation, biological process: endoplasmic reticulum to Golgi vesicle-mediated transport.
AUGUCGUACUACACCAACAACAGCAGCCCACCCCCGCUGCAGCACCCGGUCCCCACCCACCCCGCAUACAUCCCGGAACCACCAACAACACCCAUGUCGCCCCAGGGCUAUCAGCGCUACGCCAGCUCGCCCCCAGAGCCCACCUACGCACCGCCCAUCCAAAAUACUGGCUCUCAUCAUCUCUCGCCGCCCUACGGAGCCGCCCCGAGCGGAGCGUACCAGCCCCCGCACCAGCCCCAUCCUCACAACCCGGCGGCACCAAUCAACUUCACCUCCUGGGGCUUUGACAACGCGACCGCCGCGUUUGGUGUCCAGCUCGGCCAGAGCGCCGUCGCUGCCGGCCAGGACUAUGUCCAGAAGAAUCUGGGAGGCUUCAUCCCGAUCUCGAUGCUCAAGCAUCACUUCAACGUCUCGAACUCGUAUGUCAUCAAGAAGCUCCAGAUUCUCCUCUUUCCCUGGAGACACCGCCCGUGGUCUCGUCGCGUCCGCCGGCUCGAGAACGGCCAGUCGGAGUGGUCCCCGCCUCGAGAAGACAUCAACUCCCCCGACCUCUACAUCCCUCUCAUGGCCCUCGUCACCUACAUUCUCCUCGCUGCCCUCUACUCUGGCCUCAACUCCCGCUUUCACCCCGAGAUUCUCGGAAUCACCGCCUCGAAAGCGCUCGCCGUCGUCCUCCUCGACUUCUGUUUCGUUAAGGCUGGCUGCUAUAUCCUCAACAUCCCUGGCGGGCUUUCAAGUCAGGUCCUCGAUCUCCUCGCCUACGGCGGCUACAAGUUCGUCGGCGUCAUCAUCACCCUCGUCGGCGCGCUGCUCGGCCUCGGCAGCAGCGUCUACCUCCUCGUCUUCCUCUACACCUUCUUCUCCACCGCCUUCUUCCUCCUCCGCUCCCUGCGCUCCAUGGUCCUUCCCGAUGCCUCUGCAACCGCCGCGGCAGUCAACCCCUCACAGCGCUCGAGACGAAUCACGUUCCUCUUUCUCGUUGCCGUUUCCCAGGUGCUGUACAUGGGCGUCCUCGUCCGCGUCUGA